This is a messenger RNA of Elephantulus edwardii (Cape elephant shrew), 312 nucleotides long. RefSeq names its product ATPase inhibitory factor 1 (gene ATP5IF1). The transcript is spliced from 3 exons. The record is from RefSeq and is a predicted model, not a curated record. Gene Ontology annotation, cellular component: mitochondrion. The coding region runs from base 46 to 312 and encodes 88 amino acids. Gene Ontology annotation, molecular function: ATPase inhibitor activity. Lineage: Eukaryota; Metazoa; Chordata; Mammalia; Macroscelidea; Macroscelididae. Gene Ontology annotation, biological process: negative regulation of ATP-dependent activity.
GCGUUGGCGGCGCAAAUACGGCUCGGAGCGUUGGGCCUGAGAGUCAUGCAAGCCCGAGGCUUCAGUUCGGACCAGUCGGAUAACCUCCAGGGAAGCGCGGGCUCCGUCAGGGAGGCCGGCGGGGCCUUCGGAAAAAGAGAAGCGGCUGAAGAAGAGCGAUACUUCCGAGCACAGGCUAAAGAACAGCUGGCAGCCUUGAAAAAACACCAUGAAGAUGAGAUCAUACAUUCUAAGAAGGAGAUUGAGCGACUGCAGAAAGAAAUUGAUCGGCAUAAGCAGAAGAUAAAGAAACUAAAACAGGAUGAUGAUUAA